This is a messenger RNA of Diuraphis noxia (Russian wheat aphid), 505 nucleotides long. RefSeq lists its product as uncharacterized. The record is from RefSeq and is a predicted model, not a curated record. NCBI's taxonomy places the organism in Eukaryota, Metazoa, Arthropoda, Insecta, Hemiptera, Aphididae.
AUGGCAUUUGUUAACUCAGAAUAUUGUUUUACAUUUGUUGAUGUUGGUGCGCAAGGAAGAAUGAACGAUGCGGGUGUGUAUGCUACCACGAGUGUUUAUCGCAAAAUAAUUCGUAAUGAACUUCUCCUUCCACYACCUGAGCCCUUAUUAGGACGACUAAAGAAGGUUCCAUAUGUUUUUAUAGGCGACGAUGCAUUUCCCAUGAGUAAUACUCUUCUAAAACCUUACGGAGGAAAUCAUCAAAAAGGUAGUUUAGAACGAAUUUUCAAYUAUCGUUUGUGUCGUGCACGUAGAGUUGUAGAAAACGUUUUUGGUAUUUAUGCAUCAGUUUUUCGAGUGUUCAGAUCACCUAUGUUACUACAACCAGAUAAAGCUGCUUUAAUAUGCAUGACAUGCUGUUUACUUCAUAAUUUUCUACGGAGAAGCACAACAUCAAGAAAAAUCUAUACCCCAACUGGUACUUUUGAUUAUGAAGAGGAUGGAGAAUUGAUUCCCGGAACAUGGC